Ostrinia nubilalis (European corn borer) is the source of this 5994-nucleotide messenger RNA. It is a transcript of the gene ema, whose product is annotated as protein CLEC16A homolog. The record is from RefSeq and is a predicted model, not a curated record. Gene Ontology annotation, cellular component: endolysosome membrane; late endosome. NCBI's taxonomy places the organism in Eukaryota, Metazoa, Arthropoda, Insecta, Lepidoptera, Crambidae. The transcript is spliced from 16 exons. Gene Ontology annotation, biological process: endosomal transport; endosome to lysosome transport; regulation of autophagosome maturation. Bases 256 to 3570 code for a protein of 1104 amino acids.
UUGUGAGUUGUUGAGUGGGGUGGAUUAUUUGUUUUAGAAAAUCUAAAAAAAUAAUUAGUGCAUAGUUGUCUUUUGAACUCGUGCCCGAUUACUGCGUUAAAUCGUCGUGUGUUCCUUGCAGUUUGUCAGUAGAACUUGUUUUGAUCAUUUACGUCGCUGCUCACGAGUAUUACGACUUACGACGGUGGUGAUUUAGCACAAGUGUUAAAAUGUUCUGUUUUCUUUGAUUGAUUACGAAAACAGUUUUAUUUCGUCAUGUUCCGGAGCAGGAGUUGGUUUGGGGCUUCUUGGGGGCGGCCUAAGAACCCCCAUUCGUUAGAAAGAUUGAAGUAUUUACAUAAUAUUCUUUGUAAGAAUACUACAGUCUCUGAGAGCAAUCGGGGGACUUUAGUGGAGUCCUUGAGGUGUAUAGCGGAAAUAUUGAUAUGGGGAGACCAGAACGACAGCUCAGUCUUCGACUUCUUCUUAGAGAAAAAUAUGCUAUCAUACUUCUUGAAGAUAAUGAGGCAGAAGUGCGGUGGGUCGUCCUACGUCUGUGUACAACUGCUCCAAACUUUGAACAUCCUGUUUGAGAACAUUAGAAACGAAACUUCAUUGUAUUAUCUUCUCAGCAACAACCAUGUCAAUUCCAUAAUAGUUCACAAGUUCGACUUCUCCGACGAGGAAGUGAUGGCGUAUUACAUUUCGUUCCUGAAAACACUCAGCUUGAAACUGAACAAUCAUACUAUUCACUUUUUCUACAAUGAGCACACGAAAGAUUUCCCCCUUUACACAGAAGCGAUUAAGUUCUUCAACCACAACGAGUCAAUGGUGCGCAUAGCGGUGCGCACACUUACGCUCAACGUAUACCGAGUGCAAGACGCGAGCAUGCUACGGUUCAUUAGGGACAGAACCGCAGCCCCAUACUUCAGUAAUUUAGUCUGGUUUAUCGGAAAACAUAUUUUGGAGCUAGACGCGUGUGUCAGAAAUGAUGCUGACCACCAAUCCCAACAGAAACUGGAUGACCUCGUCGCCGAGCAUCUAGACCACUUGCAUUACAUCAACGACAUCCUCUGUCUAAACAUACCUGACUUAAACGACGUCUUAACAGAGCAUUUAUUGCACAAACUGCUUGUGCCUUUGUACAUUUACUCACUGACGUCAGAUCCGUCCAGACGUCCAAACACGUCACCAUACAACCGAGAUCACAUACAAAGCAUAGAAGCGAUCACGAGAAAUUUAGAAGCGAUACUGAAAGGGAAAAACGCAGAAGUAUCUCCCACAAGAAUGACCUUCCCAAGACACAGGAAUGAGUCUGAAGAUGAGGUCAAACCUUCUGUAUCCUGCGUGGUUUCUCUCUUCCUUCUAUCGCAAGUGUUUCUUAUCAUAACGCACGGUCCCAUCGUUCAUGCUUUAGCUUGGAUUAUUCUCCAAUCAGAUAUGUCUGUUUUCGAAGACGGUGCUACGAAAAUCUUAGAAAUGUACAUAAGUAAUGCCAAAUCCAACGUCAAAUUGGAGUUUUCGAAGCCACAGUUAAGCUUGGAAAAAGCUUUAGAAAGCACAUCUGGUCAUGAAAGAGAUUACACGACGCCUGAGUAUGGAGGUCCUAAAGUUUUUGGAUCAGAAGACACUGACCAGUCCAGCUGUGAUUUAGACCCUGAGCUUGUUUCAACCUCGCUGCCGUCCACUUCCCAUAUUAGCGAGACUUCGAGCAUAGCUCACGACUCCACAGAAGAUCUGGUCACCCAAGUACAUUCACUCAAGUCUGAUAUCACUGUGAAGCAAAACAUGCCAGACUCUCCUUUACCUGACUCUGGGAUUGAAUCGAGCUCGUCAAAAACUGAGUUCAAUAAUAUUACUGACGAAGAAAAGCAGAAACUUCUUGCUGUCUCUCAUGCAGCGAAUGAAAAGUUGUCUUUGGAGAAUUUAUUGGAAAACCAAAGUAAAGAGGUGGAAAAGAGACCGUUCCUUAAAACUAUCCUGGACUCUUUGGACUGCAGCGAGAAUGACUAUAAGGCAUUGUUCGCGUUGUGUUUGUUGUUUGCUCUCAUAAACAAUAAGGGAGUGAACACGGAGCUGUUAGACACGCUCUUAUGCCCUGAGGCAGAGGGUUCUUUAUCGAAUGUGCCCAGUACAAGUCAAGAAGCGACAUCUAGCGAGUCCAAGGAAGGAACGCCCACUCCGACUCAUUCGAGGAAGCCAAUGCAAAGUUUCAACGCUUUGCUCAUUUCGAAACUAAUUACGAUAGCGCAUUUGAGUUGUAAGCCUGCCUCAAAAGUCCGCCUAGUGACGCUGGAGCUGAGCGUAACGCUCGUCCGCAUCGCCAUGCGCGGCGCCAGCGGCGUGGUGGGCGCGCGGCACAUCGCCUCCGCCGACAGCCUGCGCGGGCGGGCCGCGGCCCUCGCCAGGAACUUCUACAAGUGCGACGACAUCUUCCUGGACAUGUUCGAGGACGAAUACUGCGAGAUGAGCAAGCGGCCGCUGAACGUGGAAUGGCUGUGCAUGGACGCGGCCAUCUUACUGCCGCCCACUCGCACGCCGAUGUCGGGAAUCGCGUUUGCCAAGAGACUGCCCAGUGGCGAGAUGGAGAGAGCCCGCCGAGCGAUACGAACGUUCUUCCUCAUCCGGGACCUGUACUUGAAACUGACGGGCAAGCCGGAGAACCAGCUGCCUCUCACCAACCCGGCGCCUUUCGUGCAAGUUGGAGACAUUUUGGACCUCAACGAUUCCGACCUCAUAUCCUGCGACAUUAUCCAGAAGGAUGGCACGUGCCACCACCGCUUUUUAGCUGUAGACAACAUCCAGAUUAUACUGGUUGAGCCGGACAAACAGAAGCUUGGUUGGGGUGUGGCUAAACUAGUUGGCAGCCUUCAGGAUUUAGAGAUACAAGGCGACAAAGAAGACCCCCGCUGCCUUCACCUGACUAUCCACAAGCCGCGGGUAGGAGCGAGCGGCGCCUUACCCCGCACGGUGCUGCUACGAGCCAAGUUCAAGUUCGACGACCAUAUACGCAGCAUGGCCGCUAAACAGCGACUGACUAAGGGCCGCACGAAAUCCCGUCAAAAGAAGAUGCAGCAAAUAGGGCGGUUGCUAGAAGUAUCCGGCAUGGCCGCACCGGCUCUGGCGCCGCGACACCGGCCGCUAUUCACGCGCCCAGCCGGCCUCACUGCCAUUAGGAGGUCCACUGGAGGCGACGGCGACGAGCCAGAACGUCGUUUACGCAGACCGAGUGCACACAUGCUCAAAGAUGGCAUAGUAGUGUACCGAGAACGAACCACGAGCCGGGAGAGGUUAGUCCAACAAUUAUCGCCACUAUUCCUCAACUUUAGCAUAUCCCGAAGCAGUAGCACCCACGGGUCGCGGGAAGGCUCGCCUCGGUCGCGCUCUGAAGAAAUCCCUCUAGAAGACAUAAGAAGGAAUGCUGCCAGUACUUCUAGCACGCCUACAGUUUCUAUACCACAAACAUCAUACCAAUCGCAACCCAGUACGUCUGCCCUAGCAAAGACAUCUACCAUCUCAUCGGAAGAAACCUCCUUCAUAUCAGGAGAAGCGCCACGGCCGAAACGGAAAGGAAUCGUCGAAACCAUUUGAUAUUAGCCCACCCACGCUUACUAAGGUAACGCAAUAUGGACUUUAUUAAACAGUGGUAUAGCUGAAAGUGAUUUGAACGUAAGAUAUGAACUGAAAAAGUGCUUCUUAGUGCAACGUUUUGCGAUGAGGACUCUAUGGCGACGGUGAUACAGUCGAAAGUGCUUUGAAUAUUAGAACUUUUUAAACGGUAUAAUCGGACUGAAACUUGUGUAUGUGUAUUGAUAUUUGACAAGUGUUCUAACGAAUUUUGCCAAGCGCUGAUUGCAAUGAGUUGGCGCCAAUUUUGCAAGCCAAUAUUGAACAGUAAAAGAACUGUAAUAUUUUCACUUACCUGUGGCGCCAACUGGUGAAAGCUAGUAUAUUAUAUUAUAUCGUUUGCUUUGAGGUAAAAAGCAUGCAAUUUUAUUCAACUAGUUCGAUUGAUAGCCGCCAUUUGAAAUUCGUGGCUACAUAAAUGUCAUUUAAUAAAUAUUAAGAACUUGAUCAAUUAAAUUGACAUUUAGAAAUACAAUGACAUAGUCGUGAUAACAUUACUAAAAUACUUAUAAAUUAGCGAAAGAGUGUAAUCAUACUUUCUGCUGUUGCGCUAUCAUGAUAGUAAACUUUACACUUUAUUGCUAUUGUAAUAAAGUCGAGUUUCGAAUUUGAAAUAAGGUAAGUAGAUUAAAAAUCUGACAUACCAGUAGCUAACACUGAUCCAUUUUGAUAUUAAAUAGUAUAUUCUGUUGCGAUUGAAAUAAAGUUGACUUUGUAACUGUCUUUUAGUGCUCAUUCACGAGGUACGAAUCCAUGACACUCAAUUCUAAAUAUUGAAGGAUAUAAAUAUAAAAAUGCUCUAUUUUUGACAAUAAAAGCUUGAAUGGGUAUGUUGAUCAAAAGUGUACGUAAUAAAUCGAAAUUCAGAAUAAUUUAAAGUAUUAUGAUUAAUUACAUAUUCAAAAGAUUUGGGUUUCUUUCACUGGAUUGUGUGAUACAUUAUGUAAUGAUCUCAGUAUAUUUUCAAGUAAAUAAUUAAAUAUGUAUCAAUGUUUCAAACAUAAAAGUGUCUUGAAUGAUAUGUAUAAUUAAUCCAUUAAUAUAGUAAUUAAUGUUUUAUCUAGCUACUCACAUAAUCAAUUAUUUUAAUUCUAACUUAUUUUGACACGAAAAUCAAUUUUGUAUAGAUUUUUUAAAUAAUCCUUUUAGUUAUAUUGAAUUUGUCCUCUUUUCUGUAGACAAAUUCAGCAGCCUUCAAUGUUUGUUUAUAAAAUAAAUAAAUAAGUAAAAAUAUCUCAAUUAAAAGUUAUAUAAAUGUACGUAGAUAGAACUAGUAUAAUGGAGAAUAUUUGUUAUAGCUGUAUUUUUUAUAAAAUAAACAAUAUGGAUCUCUCAUUACGUCCGUAUAUUAAAAUUAAAUGUAUUAAAAAGUUUAAGGCGACUUUACUUAUAAAAGUAUUGGUACAAAAUCUAAUAAGUGUAAAAAAUAAGCUGCCAAUAGUGCUUUUAAUUUUGCAAUUCGUUUAGACUAUUUUCAUAACAACCUAUUUUAAUGAUUUUUCAAUAUAUGAAAUUUAUUAUUAUGUUUCGAUGUAAUGAACAGUAAAGUCGUCUAAAAAUAGAAAGAAAUAUUCAAUGGACGUAUUCCAAAUACUAGACAUUUGUUCUUACGAAGAUUUCUAUUUAGGUAGGUAGUGAAAAUAAAUUUGAAGUAUGUAACGACGCUAAUUUGAUCUUUAUUGUACAUUUUUUAAAGUUGAUUAUUCGUUGGUAUGUAUUCACCCAACCGCUUGGAUACGGAGGAGCGUUCAUUUAGGGCAAUAUUGGUUGUUACUAUAAUAAAUGUACCGUUUACGAUAAAACUGAAUUUUGGGAAAAUUCCCCAAAAUUCCUAAAGCAUAGACUACACCGCGAACUAAGCAAAUCAUUAAUAAUUUCGCGUUUGAAAUACAUGAGUACUUAACCGACUUCAUCAAAAGAAGUAGGUUCUCAAUAAUCUGUUGGUAUUUUUUUAAUCAAACAUUUUUUUUUUACUUAAAUUAUUCGUUUAAUUUUGAAAUGAUCUCUAAAUUCCAAUUUAAAACUUGACAAUGGUGAAUUCCUGAUUACAAACAAUUAAAAAAAAUAGACAUAAAAAAGUUUUACUCGUUGUGUAGUCUAAGAUAUAAAAAAGUAAAAACAUGAAAAAUCCCACCAUAUAUUUAAUUGAUUUUAAAUUUUCUUUUCGUUGCAAAUACCAGAGUAAGAAAUAGUGAUAUAAAAGUGUCAAACGUCUAUAACUUAUUUAUCACAUUAGAUUAUGUAUUAUGCAUGGUUGGAAGGGUUAUUCCUCGGAUUAUGUUGUGAUUUUAUUUAAGGUUUGCAAUAAUUAUUCGUGUAAAUAAGUUUAUGUUCGUAAAGAGACAUUAUUGUAGUGUUGAAAUGGAAUAUAUCACAUGUUACAUUUGA